AUGUCUUUGAACGCAUCUUUGCUUGACAGCAUCCUUGAAAAGCAUGUUAGCGUCGAUAGAACAUUGACGAACAAAAUCCAGGCAGCCGCAUUCGUUGUAAUCGAAGAAAAUGGUGAUACCUUGUAUGCGAAUGCUGUGGGGAGCCUCACUCUCGAGGAGGACGCUCCGCCAUUCUCCUUGGACUCUGUCUGCUGGGUCGCCUCGAUGACGAAACUCUAUACUGCUGUAGCGGUAAUGCAACUUGUAGAAAAGGGAGCUAUUGACUUGGAUGAUGAUGUUGGGAAGUUGAUUCCAGAACUCUCGAACAAGGACAUCUUAAAGGGUUUUCAGAAAGAUAAGACGCCGAUUCUAAGGAAAUCAACUAAGCCCAUUACACUGCGCCAUCUUCUUACGCAUUCGAGCGGGUUUUGCUACGACUACUUUAAUCGUAACAUCAAGAAAUGGUCCGCCUCCGUCGGCCGUAAAAUCGACUACCGAUUGAAUACGAUCGAGAGCUUUAACUAUCCAUUGCUUUUCGAGCCCGGCAAAGGGUGGGAGUAUGGCAUCGGGCUUGAUUGGGCUGGGCGAAUCCUCGAAAUCCUUAGCGACUGCACUUUGGAAGAGUAUAUGCAGCGCAAUAUCUUUGAGUCCCUAGGAAUUUCAUCAAGCACAUUUUACAUAUCAGACCACCCCGAGCUCGCCAGCCGUCGCGCUGGUAUUGGAUUCCGCUCGUCACCAAAUGAGCCGCUAACUUCACGCGCCGAACCUGCGCCGUCAAAUUUACCUCUGGCUAGAGGAGGCAAUGGGAUAUACACUACUCCAAAUGACUACGCAAAGUUAUUAGGUGCGCUGAUCAAUACUGAUAACGGGAUCUUAGAGCCUGAAUCCCUCGAAGAGUUCUUCAAGCCGCAGCUAGCUAAUCCGAAGCAUCUUCAGAUAUUUUCCGAUGGUCCCAUGCACGAUUCUGUGUUUCCAGAAUUCCCUAUGAAAAUGGCAAUCAAUCAUGGCCUAGGAGGGGCGGUCAAUAUGGAAGAUGUGCCGGGAAAGCGGCGGAAGGGGAGUAUGACUUGGAGCGGCGCCACAGGUUCGCGUUGGUUUAUUGAUCUAGAGACAGGCAUUGCAGCAGUCAUGUUCACGCAAGUUUUCCCUUUUGGAGAUCAUGUGGUGUCUCAGCUUUACGACGAACUAGAGAGCGCGCUUUAUCGAUCUCUUCGCGGCGAAUAG
Molecule: messenger RNA, 1203 nt
Organism: Mytilinidion resinicola
Lineage: Eukaryota; Fungi; Ascomycota; Dothideomycetes; Mytilinidiales; Mytilinidiaceae
Product: beta-lactamase
Exons: 4
Coding region: 1-1203 (400 amino acids)
Source: RefSeq, a predicted model, not a curated record